GGCUUCUUUGUUUUGAAUUAAGAGGCUGAAGCAACAACAACAACCAAAAGGUCUCAAGAGAUUUCUAGGGUGAGAUCAUCUUCUCUCCUCUGAAAAAUGUAUAACACCAAUAUAGGGAUGUUCCCCACUUUAGUAACAAGCCCUGUGCCUCGUUUCCCCGAAGGAGAGACGUGUUUCGCAUCGCUUAACACUACGUGCAACGACCCGACCGAAGAAGAAAUGGAGAUAGAGGAGCUUGAGAAGAAGAUCUGGAAAGACAAGCAGCGUUUGAAGCAGCUCAAGGAGAUGUCCAAGAACGGGCUAGGUAGAGCAUCGUUGAAGCAGCCUCCUGACGAUGAACAUUCGAGAAAGAGAAUGAUGUACCAGGCACAGGAUGGGAUCUUAAAGUACAUGUCCAAGACAAUGGAGCGUUGCAAAGCUCAAGGCUUCGUGUACGGCGUCGUUUUCCAGAACGGGAAAACAGUAACGGGGUCUUCUGACAAUCUCCGUGGAUGGUGGAGAGACCAAGUGAGGUUUGAUAGGAACGGACCAGCUGCUAUACUGAAGCACCAGAGAGAGAUCAAUCUCUCCGCCACUGAUGGAAAUGAGUUAGGAUACUCUGAGGAUGGAGGAGAAUGUACUGCACAUAAGUUGCUUGAGCUGCAAGAUACAACUCUAGGAGCUCUUUUAUCUGCUCUGAUGCCUAACUGCAAGCCUCCUCAGAGACGUUAUCCCUUGGAGAAAGGCGUGCCGCCGCCUUGGUGGCCGACGGGGAAAGAAGACUGGUGGGGUGAUCUGCCUUUACCCGAUGGUUGUAGAGGACAUCCUCCUGCUUACAGGAAGCCUCAUGGCCUCAAGAAGAUGUGGAAGGUUGGUAUUUUGAUUGGUGUGAUCAGACAUAUGAUGGCUUCAGACAUUAACGACAUAGCGAAGCUGGUGGGACGGUCUACGACUCUGCAGGAGAAGAUGACUUCAAGAGAAGGCUCUUUAUGGCUAGCUGCUUUGAACAGAGAGAAGGCUAUUGCUAGUCAGAGUCAGGAGCAGCCUUUAACCUUCUCAGAAGAAGAUGGAACUGGUGGCGAGACGGAUACUCUAUUCCCUGAACCAGCAGAUUAUGAUGUUGAAGGAAGUGUUGGGCCUCGUCAUCGUCUCAAUCGGCAGUUUCAUGGAUUUGACAACAACAACUUCAAUAGUGUUUAUAACAACAAGAGGAGGUUUGAAGGAGAGUCACUUCAUCCAGGAACGAACCUAACUUGUGAGAACAGUCCCUGUCCUUAUAGCAGACCAGAGAUGGGAUUCAAUGACAGGGUCUUAAGAGAGAAUCACCAAAUGACUUGUCCUUAUAAACAACCCACUGAACCCUUUUACCAACCCGCUGAACCCUUUGGUAUGCCUUAUCCGGAUUAUAACCGGAGUUUUUAUGGAAACAGACCGGAGAGCCAAGUGGGAAUGCAGCAGCAGCAGCAGCAGCAGCAAGUUCAGAGCAUUCCAGACAAUUUUACUCAAUCCAACAAUCUCUACAGACCAAAAGCAGCAGAAAGAGGAGGUAAUACUUCGGUGAUGAAUCAUAAUACCAACAAUGGCUAUGCGCAAACAGUAGGGAUGGAGAACUAUCAUCAGAAUACCAACAAUGGCUAUGCGCAAACAGUAGGGAUGGAGAACUAUCAUAAGAAUACCAACAAUGGCUAUGCGCAAACAGUAGGGAUGGAGAACUAUCAUCAGAAUCAAGAUCAAGACUUGUCCAUGCCUUGGAUUCAGUGAAGAUAAAGCUUUAGUUUAUCUUGCUUUCCUU
Brassica oleracea var. oleracea is the source of this 1771-nucleotide messenger RNA. RefSeq names its product ETHYLENE INSENSITIVE 3-like 2 protein. Gene Ontology annotation, cellular component: nucleus. The record is from RefSeq and is a predicted model, not a curated record. Gene Ontology annotation, molecular function: DNA-binding transcription factor activity; DNA binding. The transcript is spliced from 2 exons. NCBI's taxonomy places the organism in Eukaryota, Viridiplantae, Streptophyta, Magnoliopsida, Brassicales, Brassicaceae. Bases 97 to 1740 code for a protein of 547 amino acids.